AUGGCGGGCUUUCAAAUACCUGAAAAGCGCGAGCAGCUUACAGUCAUGGCGCGGAUCGCUGAACAGUGUGAGCGGUAUGACGAGAUCCUCGUUUGCAUGAAACGGGUCGUAAAACUGAACCCCGUCCUGUCGUCGGAGGAGCGCAAUCUUCUCUCCGUCGCGUAUAAAAACGUCAUUGGAGCCCGUCGUGCCUGUUGGAGAAGCAUCAGCGCACUGGAGCAGAAGGAGGAUCUGAAGAAAGAAAAGAAUGUUACACUCAUUAAGGCCUUCAAGCGCCAAAUCGAAAAGGAAUUAAGUGACAUUUGCAUCGACAUUUUGGAACUUAUCGAGAAGCAUCUGCUGCCUAAUGCUGAGACGGAUGAGACGAAAGUGUAUUACCUCAAGAUGAAGGGCGACUAUCACCGUUACUAUGCCGAAAUUGAAACCAAUACAGAGGAACAGAAGGACAAGGCGCUGGAGGCUUACACGCAGGCAAUGCAAUACAACGCUUCAUUGAAACCGACGAGCCCUAUUCGCCUCGGACUCGCAUUAAACUUCUCCGUUUUCUAUUACGAAAUCCUGAAGAGUCCUGACCGCGGUUGCCAAUUGGCACGCGAGGCCUUUGAGGAGGCGCUGAGCGAUCCGGAUGUGUUGGAUGAGGAACAACACAAAGAAGCGGCACUCAUCAUGCAACUGUUGCGUGACAACCUCGCCUUAUGGACAGAAGACGCACAUCCGGAAGGACGGGAUGACGGAACUGCGAUGGAGGAAUUGGAGUGA
This is a messenger RNA of Trypanosoma brucei brucei TREU927, 759 nucleotides long. RefSeq lists its product as uncharacterized. The record is from RefSeq and is a predicted model, not a curated record. The transcript has a single exon. Lineage: Eukaryota; Euglenozoa; Kinetoplastea; Trypanosomatida; Trypanosomatidae. The coding region runs from base 1 to 759 and encodes 252 amino acids. Gene Ontology annotation, cellular component: cytoplasm. Gene Ontology annotation, biological process: signal transduction.